UUUUGGUGUUGAAAAAAGUAAAAAGGAACAAAGUGCAAAAAGAGUUCCACACAUCAACAUGUCUCGGGUAGUUCAUUCAAGCUUCGCCGCUUUCAGUUUCUGAAGAAGAAGAAGAAGAAGAAACAAACACUGAACAGAACAUCCAAAAUGCCACCCAAAUCUGCAGUACAACACAAACCGUACUUCUUCUACGGCCACCGUAAACCAACUCAGCAUCGUCCUACUGUACAAGGCGGCCUUUUCUCCAAUCGCCAAACCAUAAACCCAAAUCGCCCCAACCCCAAAAACUCACCUUCUUCUUCUGCUAAUUUUGAGCUUCAAAAAUGGGACCCAGAUGGAAAUUUCGGCCUAAAAUCCCAAAAAGACCCAUCCCAUGAAUUUUUCUCUUUGGCUCAACGCUUAUCACCAAUUGGUAGGUAUAUAGUUGAUUCAUUCAGGAAACAUAAGAGUUGGGGCCCACCCCUUGUGGCUGAACUUAACCGUCUACGACGUGUCACUCCUAAGCUUGUAACUGAAGUUCUCAAGCACCCUAAUAUUGAUCCUAAAAUUUCCUCCAAGUUCUUCCAUUGGGCUGGAAAGCAGAAAGGUUAUAGGCAUGAUUUCUCUUGUUACAAUGCCUUUGCUUAUGGUCUGAAUAGGGUGAAUCAAUUUCGGGCGGCUGAUCAGGUUCCUGAGCUGAUGCAUAUGCAAGGAAAGCCGCCUAGUGAGAAACAGUUUGAAAUCUUGAUCAGAAUGCAUGGUGAUGCUAACAGGGGUCUUAGAGUAUACUAUGUGUAUGAGAAAAUGAAAAAAUUUGGGGUAAAACCAAGAGUUUUUCUGUAUAACAGAAUAAUGGAUGCUUUGGUUAAAACCAAUCAUUUGGACUUGGCUAUGUCAGUUUAUGAUGAUUUCAAGAAGGAUGGGUUGGUGGAGGAGAGUAUGACUUUCAUGAUCUUGAUAAAGGGACUAUGCAGGUUAGGGCGGAUGGAUGAAGUGUUUGAGCUUUUGGGUCGGAUGAGAGAGAAUCUUUGCAAACCUGAUGUGUUUGCUUAUACAGCGAUGGUAAAGAUAUUGGUUGCAGAGCGGAACUUGGAUGGUUGUUCAAAGGUUUGGGAAGAGAUGCAGCAGGAUGCUGUUGAACCCGAUGUUAUUGCUUAUUCAACUUAUAUUACAGGUUUGUGUAAAAUUAAUCAGGUUGACAAAGGCUAUGAGUUGUUUAAGGAAAUGAAACAAAAGAAUUAUUUAAUAGAUAGGGCAAUAUAUGGAUCUCUGAUUGAAUCAUUUGUAGCAAAUGGAGAAGUUGGUUUAGCUUGUGAUUUGCUUAAAGAUCUGAUGGACUCGGGCUAUAGGGCCGAUUUGGCAAUCUAUAAUUCUCUUAUUGAAGGUUUCUGCAAUGCAAAAUUGAUAGAUAGGGCCUAUAAACUUUUCCAAAUCACAGUUCAAGAAGAUCUUCAACCUGACUUUUCCACUGUAAGGCCCAUAUUGGUGUCUUAUGCAGAGUCAAAGAGAAUGGAUGAGAUUUGCAAACUGCUUGAGGAACUGCAGCGAUUGAGCUAUUGCAUUCGUGAUGAUUUAUCCAAAUUCUUUAUAUUUAUGGUAGAGAAGGAUGAUAGGAUUAUGAUUGCUUUAGAAGUCUUUGAAUAUUUGAAAGAAAAAGAUUAUUGUGGUGUUCCAAUAUAUAACAUUCUUAUGGAAGCUCUCUAUAUGAAUGGCGAGGUAAACAAGGCACUCACAUUGUUAUCUGAAUUGCGCGAUUCAGAUUAUGAACCUGAUUCAUCGACUUACAGCAAUGCUGUCCAGUGUUUUGUAGAGGUCGGAGAUGUACAGGAGGCAUGUAAUUGCUAUAACAGAAUUAAAGAGAUGUCUUUGAUUCCGUCGGUUGCUGCAUACCGUUCUCUUGUCAAAGGGCUUUGCAAAAUAGGACAGAUUGAUCCAGCAAUGAUGCUAAUUCGUGACUGCCUUGGCAAUGUGGCGAGUGGCCCGAUUGAGUUUAAGUAUAUUCUCACUAUUAUUCAUGUCUGCAAAAUGAAUGAUGCUGAGAAGGUAAUGAAAGUUUUAGAUGAAAUGCUAGAAGAGGGCUAUUCUCCUGAUAAUGCUGUAUAUUGUGCUGUAAUUUCUGGCAUGUGCAAACAUGGAACAAUUGAAGAAGCACGGAAACUUUUUGCAAAUAUGAGAAAGCGAAAACAUCUUACUGAAGCCGAUUUAGUUGUUUAUGAUGAGAUGCUUAUUGACCACAUGAAGAAGAAGACGGCAGACUUGGUGUUGUCUGGAUUGAAAUUUUUUGGUCUGGAAUCAAAGUUAAAAGCAAAGGGGUCUACCCUUUUACCUGGUUGAAAAAUGAAAAUAGGUAACUUGUUAAGCAGAUUCUGUCUGUAGUUGUUGGAGGGGCCAAUCUAUCCACCGGAGGAUUAUAAGUGCAUAUUCUCUUUGAGCGUUGAAAGACUACUCCGAUGCUUUUUGAAGGUAACUUUACUCAACUGGAGAUUGAGCAAUUCAUUGGUAACUGAAUCAAACUUUUCGGCCCAAAAAAAAAAGAAACUAACCCUUUGUCUAGAGACUAAAGGAAAGAAGGGAAAUGUACCUAGAUUUCCCCCCUUCUUUUUUUGGUUCAAGAAAGGGAAUUGGCAAAAGAUAGAUACAUUUUCAUUUUAUAGUCUUCUAGUUUCUCUCCGGUUUCCCUAUUGUUUUCCACUCUUGUGCUCUCUUUUCUUACAUCGGUGUUGUCAGGUCAGCUUGACUAAUCCACCAGGCUCUUGUCCAGCCAACAAACACAAGUUGCCAAGGUAAUCUUGAUCAUCAAGGCUGGAGCUGGAGUAACACAAAAUGUUGUAGUUGAGAUUCGAACCUGGGAUCUCCAGGUUAUUACUCCCAUACCGCAAGCACUUGGCCAUCCUCUUGGGGUCUCCAUACUUGUGCUAUUCUCUUUGUUUUCCGUCUUUCCCUAGCUUCCUGACAUAGGAAAAUGGAAAUGUUUAUUUGGCAGUGAGCUGGAUUAUGACCUUGCUACUAAGGCCCGUCUAGCAGCGGCAUUGAUGACUCUGCCAAUGUAGCACCAUCUAAUAACCAGUUUGCUAAUUGCCUUUUGGUUAUAGAUUAUAAAGGAGUGAAAUUGUUUUAUUAGUAGCCGAGCACAGCUGUCAGUUUAUUCCAUUUGUAAAAUGUGAAGGCUUAAGGUGUUCACUCUCUACUGAAAGGUUGGCUUGAGAAUCACUAGUAUUACGAGGAAAUACCAGAUGAGUAAAAGAACUUGCAUAAGUUUUUCAUAUCCAAUAAGGUUUACAUCAGGGAUAGAUCUCAUGGUAGUCUUGGCGAGAGCUAAAUUCUUCUAUCCUAGUAUUUGCUUCUUAUAAAGACAAGAUAUCCAUUUGACUUUGCUGCAGGAUUUUGCAGAAAAGAUGAUCAUUCUCAAACAAUUUUGGUGGAUUAACUGCCAAGGGUUCGUCAGCUCCUCUUUGGAGCAUUUCUCCACUGAGACAUGUUCAGUGAAAAAUGUUCUAGUUGGGAGUCAUCUGUUGAUUUAUGAACAGAUCCUUUUAGUUGCAACUUGAAGUUGGAAAGUGAGCUUAUGCAGAAACUGACUGCAUGUUGAAGUUUAUGUUCGGCUGGAUGAAAGCAUUCACGUGGAAGUAUUUAUCUUCUCUCUCUCUGUGUUGCUGCGGGAGAGAGGAGAGACGAGAGAGGAGAGAGGAGAGAGGAGAGAGGAGAGAGAGAGAGAGAGAGAGAGAGAGAGAGAG
Molecule: messenger RNA, 3713 nt
Organism: Nicotiana attenuata
Lineage: Eukaryota; Viridiplantae; Streptophyta; Magnoliopsida; Solanales; Solanaceae
Product: pentatricopeptide repeat-containing protein At4g20740
Exons: 3
Coding region: 148-2313 (721 amino acids)
Molecular function (GO): protein binding
Source: RefSeq, a predicted model, not a curated record